Molecule: messenger RNA, 1155 nt
Organism: Pundamilia nyererei
Lineage: Eukaryota; Metazoa; Chordata; Actinopteri; Cichliformes; Cichlidae
Product: interferon-induced very large GTPase 1-like
Exons: 2
Source: RefSeq, a predicted model, not a curated record
UGGAUGAGGAAAAAAUCAGAGUUUGAGAACAAACUGCUACAGAAGAGCAAAGAGCUCACUCAGAAACUGAAGGAUAAGGCCAAAGAUGAAGAAGAGCUCCAACGACAGUUCGGCUCUGUUUGGAGCAGCUGGGUUGCUGAAUUAACAGCAGAUACAAAACCUGUUAAAGAAAUUAACUUGAAAAAAGAUCAGUUAAUUAUCCUUCAAGAACUUCGUUUUGGGCCAAGUCUCAUAGAUGAAUGUAAAAGAAGUGGCAGAUACAAGAAAAUAUCAGAGGUUGGUGAUUAUUCUGUUUAUAUGAUGACAAGUAGUAAUCAGUUGAUUAGUUUUAUACAAAAACAUAUUUCAAGUGGUUUCUCCCAGGAAGAACAACAGAUCAGAUUGCUCAUUGUCCAAGCUGAAAAAGACUCACUUGAUGCAAUCAAAAGUAAACCUGUAGCUGCAACAGGCUACACACCAACAUAUUUGCAUGAAAUAGCAAAUCAUAUGACAGAAAAUGUUCAGAAGUUUAUGUCAUGGAGGAAAUACACCUUGAGGAAGGAGUUUAGAGUUGAUCUCUUGCUGUAUGUGUUCUGCAGGGCAGAAAGUUGGCUUCUAGAGUCGCACAAGAAAUUUAAAAUGAGCAAUGAUCCAAUCACUUAUUUGGGAAGCAAGAAAACACAAUAUUACACAGUUUUUAGAAGCUUUUGUAAAGAAAACUCAUCUGUUGUUGUGCUUGGAGAACUGGUCUGUGAAAAGUUGAAAGCUUCCAGUAUUGAGGCUGUUUAUAAAAAGACUGCCAUUGAUCUCGCUGGAAGGAUGAGGUGUAAUCUCCCAGCAUUCAGUGGGAACAGACUGAACUUGGAGAAACAUGUGUUGAAGUCACUCGCUGAGAAAGAAAACUUUGAUGAUGUCAUCCUGUACAUCACAAAUCCAAGGAGACAAACAGAAGCUUACAUCAAAGCAGAGGUUGAGAAGUACAUCUUCAGAGAUCACAAAGAUGAAGCUGUGAAUAUACUCAAGAAAAAUGUUGAUGACAUCAAAACAACUGAAGAGAUAGAAAAAGGAUUUAAAUCCAUCACUGAGAAGAUGAGCAGCCUGUCACCGUAUAAGCUGAAGGAAUCCAGGCAGAAGCCUGAAGAAAUCCUCAUAGAUCAGCUUUGUAACUGCUGCUGG